Molecule: messenger RNA, 2785 nt
Organism: Acyrthosiphon pisum (pea aphid)
Lineage: Eukaryota; Metazoa; Arthropoda; Insecta; Hemiptera; Aphididae
Product: zwei Ig domain protein zig-8-like
Exons: 6
Coding region: 1211-2128 (305 amino acids)
Biological process (GO): synapse organization
Cellular component (GO): neuron projection membrane
Source: RefSeq, a predicted model, not a curated record
GCGCGACGGGCCAGCAGCUUGCCGGCGUCCGUCCCGAGUUUCCGUUGUGCGUCCGUCACGUGCCGUCGCGAAAAUCGCGUCCGCGACCGUUUCUGUUGGUGUUUUCUUAUCCGUGAAAAAUCCGUCGUCACAAUAUUAUAAUAUUAUUAUAUCGCUGUCGUGUCGUGCGAACGGGUUGAAAACCCGAUUGGUGGUGGAAGACCAAAAAAAAAAAAAAAAAAUUAUACAUAUUAUAAUACGUACGAAAACAAUAUCUGUUUACUCGGCGAAAUCGCACACUGCUGUGUCGAUCGCGCGUGUGAUAUAUUAUAUACAUAGAUCGUGAUUUAUAAUAUAUUAUAAUUUAAUAUUGUCGUUAAUAUUAUUGAUAUCGCGCGGCACAGGACUCACGCGUGUGCUUGUGGUGCUCAGUGUUAAACAAUAAUAAUAAAUAAUAUUAUCGUGUUGUCAUAAUAAACAUAAUAAUAUUGCGAUAUUAUUGUCGUAGUGUCGGUGUCGCGGUCGUGCGGGGGUGUGUGCGUGUGACCGUGCGAUAUGUCGGCCGACGAGAUCCGUGUCCGCCGACGUCGCUGACGACGACGACGACUACGAAAUCUCGCGAGAGACCGACCGGUGGAAAAUCGACGUCCGUCCGACCAGCGUUUCGUCGCACCGUUCGCCGCGAAUAUUAAUAACCAGUGAUAACAUUAGAGAACCGCCGCCGCCGCCGCCGCCGUUCUUGGUUCAUACCGGGGGUUUACUUUUGGUUUUUGUAAUUUUUUUCUGUCGACGAUUGUGCGCCGAUAAUAAUAUAACGAUUAAGUCCGCGAGGAUUUCACUGUUGCAGCAGCAGCAGCCAACGACGACGACGACGACGACGACGACGAAGGAGAUCGUCAAAUAAUUCUCCGCUGUCCGACGGACUGUCAACACAGAACCAGAGAACGGGGAAAAAAAAAAAUAAACGCGCCCCUUCUCUAAAUUGUCUCCACUUUAUUGUUUGUUUUAUGCAUUUUCUCUGCGCGCCGUCCGAUCGAUUCGCGUCGCUAUGUUGACAUUAACGGCACUGGGAGUAGACUUAAUGUCCUAGGGCGGUCGGAUAAAAAAAAAAAAAAAAACAACUAAAAGGCGAAGAGUAUAGUGUGGGAGAAGAGUGCGGAAAACAAAGAGAAGGAAUAAGAUUUAAAAAAAAAAUUGUAAGCAGGGGGCGCGUUUACUGCACUUUAGGAGGAUGUACUCGACAAAAGCAACAGCCAUGACGUUCCUGGUGGCCAUAUUUGCAGUGAGCCCACUUCAGUCUUCCGAAGAAAAAUACAACCCUCAGCAGCAGAAGAAACAGGUGUCCGAUUUUUUGGUCAGGCCGUUUUUCGACACGUCCGUGUCGUCCAACAUCACCACGCAACUGGGCGGCCACGCUUACAUGCCGUGCAGGGUCAAGCAGCUGGGCAACAAAUCGGUUUCAUGGAUACGGCGGCGGGACUCGCACAUACUCACCAUCGAUUGGCUGUUGUUCAUCGCCGACGAUAGGUUCCGAAUAUUUCUGGUCGAGCCAACGUGCACGUGGACGUUGCAGAUAAAAUAUGUGCAGCCCAGGGACGCUGGCAUUUACGAAUGUCAAAUAAAUACAUCGCCUAAAAUGAGCCAUUUGGUUCAGCUCAAUGUCGUAGUGCCAAAGAUCGAGAUCAUGGGCGAGUCGGACAUACACGUGAUGGAGGGCAGCUCGGUGAGCCUGAAGUGCGUGAUUCGGCAGAGCGUCCGGGACCCGGACUACAUAUUCUGGUACCAGAACAACAAGCGGGUGCUGGACUACGGCAAGGGCGCCAAGGUGAUCAGCAGCGAAAGGUUGGACGCCAACACGAUGGUGGCCACGUUGACCAUCAACAACGCGGUUCUGCACGACUCGGGCAACUACACGUGUCAGCCGUCUAACUUGGACUCGGCCAGCGCGUACCUGCACGUCUUGAACGGCGAACAUCCGGCAGCCAUACAGCGGGGACACAGUUCCGGCACUCAGAUACCCAUCCGCCUAUUGGGGCCCCUGUCGGCCGUUUUGGGUCUCAGCUCCAGCCAUUCGACGAGGGCCGCCCUGCUGACGACCGCGUUUGCCGUCGACCUGGCCGUCCGGACGCUGUACUCGAUGAUCGUCUAAACGGGCGGGAAUCGAUCGCGACGAGCCUGCGGUACAGCAGCCACCGCCGCCGCCGAACACGACUUACAUACCAAAUAAUAUUAUUAUUCAAUGAUGAAGAAAGAAAAAUACCCUGUCCCCUGCCCCUGCCCCCCCACCCCACAAAAAAUAUUACACACCGUCGCCGACGGGAAAACCACGUCCGACGGCGUGCAGGAAAGGUUAGCGUCUGCAACGGAACGCGCCUAGUAUAGGUAAUAAUGAUAAUAAUAUUAUGUUACCGAAAUACAUUUUGCGCCGUACCACCGAUAUAGAUAGCCCAAAGUCGAUAUGUUUGCGCUAUUAUAAUAAUAAUUGUCGUUACAAUAUUAUAUUCAUUAUAAUAAUUAUCGAUUGUAUUACAAUGUAUCCAUUGUGAUCACUAAUAUUAUAUUAUUGUCGUGCUAAUGAAAUACCAUGCGGUGGCGACGAGUCUGUGUCCUAUAAUAUUAUUAUUAUUAUUAUUAUUAUUAUUAUAAUAUUAUACUCGAAUCACGCAGGUGUCCGUCGGCGACGCGUUUUUUUCCGAACGUGUACAGUUUUUUACGUGUAUUUACUAUAUUAUAAUAUAUUAUUAUAACUAUCAUUAUUAUUAUUAUUAUUACUAUGAUUAUUAUUAUUAUUAUUAUUAUUAAUGGA